AAGCGCCGGCUUGCACGCUCGUCCAGUCGCUGCCAGACUGCAACAAACAUGGGCUGGCGUCUGGUCUCAACCAUCAGCAGCUGGAUCCCAUGCCUGUGCAGUGGUGCUCCAUGUCUGGUGUGCUCCUGUUGCCCGACCGGGAGGACUUCAAUUGUAACACGACUGGUGUAUACAACUAUACUAUUAAUUGGUACAUGUGUUGCUGGCAUCAUGCUUGUUCCUGGGGUGGAAGAUCAAUUGAUGAAGAUUCCAGGAUUCUGCGAGUUUGCUUCUAAUACCCAAUUGCCUGAAGAGAAUCCUGCCAUAUGCAGAGUGUUAGUUGGUUACAAGUCUGUGUAUCGCACCUGUUUUGGAAUGGCCACUUUCUUUCUGCUAUUAGCUUUGCUUAUGAUCAAUGUGAGAAAUAGCAGAGAUCCAAGAGCCCUGGUACAUAACGGUUUCUGGCUAUUCAAGUUUGGAGCACUUGUUUCAAUUAUGGUUGGUGCAUUUUAUAUCCCUGAAGGAUACUUCAGCCGAGUGUCAUUUGGAAUUGGUUCAGCUGGUGCUUUUUGUUUCAUCCUAACGCAACUAGUCCUGCUGAUCGACUUUGGCAACUCCUGGAAUGAAUCCUGGCUGAAAAAAUCAGAGGAGGGUGGAUCGCGAUGUUGGCAUUUUGCACUUCUAUCAGUUACCUGUCUUAACUACGUUUUGUCGUUAACCACUGCAGUCCUCUGCUAUGUAUUCUACACUGCAGUAGAUGAUUGUAUUGAAAAUAAAUUUGUUAUUAGCUUCAACACACUUAUCUGUGUUGUAGCUUCUUUAAUAUCAGUUCAUCCAAAGAUUCAGGAAUUCCAGGUGUGUACUGGCCUUCAGCCCUCCAUCAUCUCUCUGUAUAUUAUGUACCUUACCUGGUCAGCAAUGACAAAUGAACCAGAUGAUAAAUGCAAUCCCAUCAUAAUGAGCUUCUUUGAACAGACAAUUCCCAGCUCUGACUUAAAUAACAACACUGCAAUCACAACUAAUGCCUUAGACAGAGGAUUAAAAUGGGAUAUCCAAUGCAUUGUCGGAUUAGUCUUAUUUCUUAUUUGCAUCUUAUAUUUGAGCAUUAGGAAGUCGAGCUGCACACAGAGGCAUGGCCACUCCAUCAAUAAUAUAGAUGCCGGAUCUUUGGAAAGUGUAUCAAUCCAGGAGGGCUGUGAGGAAGUACAUCGAUUUCAGGACAAUGAAAAGGAAGGAGUUCAUUACAGUUACUCAUUUUUCCACUUCAUUCUUUUCCUGGCAUCUAUGUAUGUUAUGAUGACACUAACUAACUGGCAUAGUCAUAGACCUGAUUUCAAGAGAAUUUCAAGCAGUUGGAUUGCAGUUUGGAUGAAGUUUGCUUCCAUAUGGGUUUGUAGCUCCCUUUACAUCUGGACUCUCCUGGCUCCUUUGGUUCUUUCCAAGCAUGAGGAUUUUGAAGAAAAUAUAAACUGAGAAUGAAGUGGGAAAAGCAGGCAUGGAAGAAGAGUUCAUUUACUGCACUGUGAGAUCCUUAAUACAACCUUUCUUAUAAAUAACAGCUUUAUACCAACCUAAAUUAAAUACACAUACCCAAUCCAUCAUUAAUCUUUGUGGCUAAAGGAUGUGCAUCUGUUAUUGUUGAUAAAUAAUAAUUUAACCAUGCGUAACCUGUUCUUCGGAUUGAUAAUGGAUUAUCAGAUGAAGUUCCAUUGUAAGGAAUAAACAUUCCGUUAUUCGUGCAGCUAUGUGAUGUAAUUAUAUAUAUAUAUAUAUAUAUAUAGAUGUGUGUGUGUGUGUGUGUGUAUUUAUAUUUAUGUCUGUAUAUACAGUAUGCAGCAGCACUAGCAAAUACAUUUGCAAAGAUUAAGAGAAUAAUAAAUUAUGGAACAACAUAGAACAUAGAAAUGUCACAUAGCUUGAUGAUCAAAUUUAGUCACUAUGGCCAUUAUUACUUCUGAGAUUUGUAUUACUAACUCUAAACUUAAUUUGGAAAAUGUGUGACUUGGGCGGUGUGAUGGUUGGGUUGCCAAGAUCGGAGAACAACUCAUCCUUCUCUAAAUUUGCUUGUAUCUGUAGUCAUCUUCUUCUGGCUUGUAAUAACCAUAAUGUCUACCAAAGUGAGCAAUAAGAUAUUCCAUUCAGUGCUCUGAGAUUAUUGAACAGCAGCAUAAUUUUAGCUGCUUCCCUUGGGAUUGAAGAUGACUUGAUUCCACUCUUGUGAGUUCUGAGAUGAAUUAUGAGGCCAGUGUGUAAUCUGCUGGUGCUGCCACAGCCAAGUCAGGAGAGUGAAUGAGUUAUUUGAGUAGUUUGGUGCUCCUUCCAUUGCUUACACUGGGCUUUCCAGUGCUCUGAAGGAAUGGAUUCGAAGUUAUCAGCAUCCCAUUGCAUGCUUCUCCAUUUUGAGCAGGGUGGUCCAGAGUUAACUACACAUUAGUGUGAAUAUUAGAGUCUCUUAACAAAGUUUGAGUCAUUUCUUCUGUCCAGGUGGUAAUAUUGACAGGACAGGGCUCAGAGCAGAAGGUCCACUUCAAAUGUCUGGCUUGGGCAUGCAAAUAAUGUAGCUUUCCUAUUGGAACUGGUUGAAUGUAAUUAGAUCCCAAUAUUGGGAGUGUUGGCCCGAGAGAGUGCAUUCUGUAUUCCAUCUCAUUGUCAUAAACAUUUUAGAAUUUAAACAUAUUAUAAAACAUUAUGAUAAUGGAAAUCUAUAUCCUAUGAAUUUAAAAGCUCGUAUAUUUAGGAAUACAUCUCAGCAAACAUACAGGUAUUACAUCUAUAUCAAAGCAUCUCUGUUCCAAAUCAGAAUGCUUGUAAUAUUCGUGCUUAAUGCUGUCUGUUGUUCAGUAUUUCUGUGAAAGUAUUAAGCAUAAAGAAAGGUAUAAAAGUUCUUUAUUGGGCCCUACUGUAUGAUCUGGUAAAGAUCACUGGAAAUGAUAUUUUUGUAAAGCUUCUAAAGCUGAAGAACCUAGGCUGCAAUAGUUCCUUUCAUAGCACAGCUCAGAGAGGCAGCACUCUGUCUCUAGUGGGUUUCAUUGUUUUUAAUCCUUUCUUUGGAUGCACUGUAGGAGUCAGUUAAACUAAAUUUACAGAGCAGGCUCAGUCACACUGAAAUGGUUGUGGAAGUUGUGGCAAGGCCAGGGUUAACAUAAUGUCCAGGCAAGGACAGACUGCAGAUAGCCAAGGCAAGAAAGGCCUUUGAAGAGCAUAACUUCCCUUUGCACAAUGGGGAACUGGAGCCAUUCUGGCUUACUGAGACGAGAUAAGAAUGCAAGGAGCACUCACACCAACUAAAGGACAAUUACUUUACCAACUUUAAACUAUCAUUAUUUGUUAGCUUGUAGUUUAUAAUGACUUUUAACACCUGCGCUGUGAAUGGCAAUCAGUCUUGUAAAUAAAGAAAAUGAACAUACAUGCUGUUAUCCGUAACUGCAAGUCAAUUUUGUAUAACGUAAUUUCUCUGUUUGGACUUCAGACCAGU
Molecule: messenger RNA, 3454 nt
Organism: Mobula hypostoma (lesser devil ray)
Lineage: Eukaryota; Metazoa; Chordata; Chondrichthyes; Myliobatiformes; Myliobatidae
Product: serine incorporator 1-like
Exons: 10
Coding region: 49-1452 (467 amino acids)
Cellular component (GO): membrane
Source: RefSeq, a predicted model, not a curated record